AUGCUUCACCACCUUUUACGUGAUCCGAAUAAAGCGCAAUUGUCAUUUCAUAUCCAUAAUCAUCUUUUGGCUAUCUCAUUUUCUGGUAGGAGUGGUUCUAAUACUGGAAAUUUUCGUUUCUCUUCUUGUAUUCAGAAAGCAGGUAUUCAGGUUCAAUUGUAUCAUGAUGAAGUACGUGAAGCUCGCGAAGUAUCUUUUGAACUCUCUCUGGACCAAGUUUCAGAAGGUCUGCAAAUACUUUUGACACUCUUCCUCAAUCUCAAGAUACUCGAUCAGUACACUGUUGUCAGCCAUCUUCCCCCGGUUGAAUCUUUAACUGAAACCUCAACUAGAUUCUUGACUAAAUCUUCAAUCAAUUCAUCGACUGGUUCUUAG
Molecule: messenger RNA, 375 nt
Organism: Mucor mucedo
Lineage: Eukaryota; Fungi; Mucoromycota; Mucoromycetes; Mucorales; Mucoraceae
Exons: 2
Coding region: 1-375 (124 amino acids)
Source: RefSeq, a predicted model, not a curated record